AUGCUUCUCCCAAGUGGCUACUGGGCUACUGUCUUCCAAUCCCACGACCCCCUUCUAAGAAGAGAACCCAAGAAUUCGGACGCACCAGGCUUGCAGGAUAACAAGAACGGUCCUCCUGGACCGGAAGGGAAUCAAAAAGGACCACCUGCUCCUCCUGCUGUCGGAGUCACUAUAACCAGUGAGGCUCCCCCGAUAGAAACAGCAACUGCGGAAGAUCUUACCGAUUCCCAAGAUCCAUUUACUCCUCCAAAUCCCCUUACUCUACUCCCAAGCCCACCUGUUCCUGAUAUCGUCACACCACCUUUCAUUCUCCCUACCGGUGUUCCUGCGCCACUGGCUACCGACGAGCCCUCCUUUCUCGCCACCACGACUUCGUCGCUAGACCCAACGUCGACAUUGUUCUCGAACUCGGUCACUUCAACCAGCCUUACGGAAAGUAUCUUGUCCAGCACGUCGUUCGACUCGACUACAUCUCUCGUCAGUCCUAGCAGUUUUAUUUCACAAGCUUCAACUGCCUCCAAUACUCUGUCGGUCGCCGGCACAGCAACGCAGGUGUCAACGCCAACACAGUUGAUUCCCGUGACGUCGGCUCCAGCAAAGACAACAUCUCAGUCAACCAUUCACCAUACAACUAGCGCGACUGUAAUGGAGACACCAUGGGGUUAUCAAAGCCAAAAUGGCACCACCGUGUCCGAAUCUCAUGGGACUCUAUCGCAAGGACAAAAAGCAGGGAUUGCGGUUGGAACGCUUGUUGGCGUCUCUUUGAUUCUGUCGCUGCUGUAUUGGCUCUUUAGAUGGCGCAAGAGUGGACAACUUCUUUCAAUGCCGAGAUUUGGACGGCGCCAGCAACCCGAAUCUCCAAAUCCGCGCUGGCCCCGUAACCGACCGUUCAACGUGUUACCCGAUCCUCCCAUGGAAGAAGCUGGUUUGAGCGAUGAUCCAGUCUGGAAUCAUCAGGGAACCAUUGCGCGACCUCCCAUGAUCGCCAAAGUGCGGCAGUCACUACCCAGAUCCCUUAGGUUCCUUGGGGUCAAUCCCUUGGGCAUGAACCCAGUGACACCUCCAGUGUCCAGGCCCAGGACCCCAACCCGCAAAUCGUUCGCCUCGUCAAUCUUCCACCGGCGCUCAAUUGCUUCGACUCUCCGCAGCGUCUCGGUUCCCCCAAGCGAGGAACAUCCCGUGCCAAUGAGAGGUCCGCACUUCCUGCGACCACUUCUCAUACCUCCCUUCAGACUCCAACCGGCAGCCUCGAUGUCUGCUCACCUUACGGAAGCUACGAAAAGCGCCUCGGCAAGCACUCACUCCUUGGCGGUUCCGUCCCAGACACUCUCACGCGCAAGCCAGCAGCAAGGGCACAGCACAUCGUCCGCAGACAGAGAUCCCCGAUCUGCCAAGGCGAUAUUCGACCGCACGAAGCCUCGCUUACCGUCCAAGUUGCGUGCUGCCGCCACCGCUGCUGCUGCUGGCAGUGCGGGCUCAGACCUGCCACAGAGAUCUGCACAGGAUGUUCCUCGAUCGCCCCCGGUGCCGCUCCGGCCGGUCAUGCCUCAGCGACCUGUUUCCACAUUGUCCGCCUCGUGGAAGAGGGAGAAGAUUCUGCGUCCCUCCAACUCAUUGCUAGAUAGCCAUCUAGACAUCUUGAACGCCAACGCCGGGAACGGGAACGGGGACGGGGACGGGGACGGGGACGGGGACAGACCUCCUCCACCGCCUCCCAAGAGUCCAAGGAGGACCUCGGUCGCGGUGAGCGGCAAGACAAAGGAGUGAACAGUGCCCCAACCUCCAGUUUUAGGUACCCCUCAAGCGGAUGCUUGCCAUUGUCAUUAUUAUGGUGCAGGAAGUGUGGAGCAAAUCGUCCAAGGACAAUCACAAGGUACACACUCCGUCAGAACAGAGAGUUUCGCCGUGGACGAAAUGCAUUUGCGAUAUCCGGUGCUUCAGUGAAAGCUUGUAUAUUAGAGUCUCCUUUUGGCUUGUUGCCAUGUAGAAAACAUUCCACCA
Messenger RNA from Cladophialophora immunda, 2001 nucleotides. RefSeq lists its product as uncharacterized. The coding region runs from base 1 to 1767 and encodes 588 amino acids. NCBI's taxonomy places the organism in Eukaryota, Fungi, Ascomycota, Eurotiomycetes, Chaetothyriales, Herpotrichiellaceae. The transcript has 2 exons. The record is from RefSeq and is a predicted model, not a curated record.